Molecule: messenger RNA, 1109 nt
Organism: Panonychus citri (citrus red mite)
Lineage: Eukaryota; Metazoa; Arthropoda; Arachnida; Trombidiformes; Tetranychidae
Gene: Arpc4
Product: actin-related protein 2/3 complex subunit 4-like
Exons: 2
Coding region: 373-945 (190 amino acids)
Biological process (GO): Arp2/3 complex-mediated actin nucleation; actin filament polymerization
Cellular component (GO): Arp2/3 protein complex; actin cytoskeleton
Molecular function (GO): actin filament binding
Source: RefSeq, a predicted model, not a curated record
AAAAGAAAGAGAGAAAAAAAGAAAGAGAAAAGAAGAGAAUGUUUUGUUUCUUCUCUUCAGUUUGUGUUGACAGAAAAGAGAGUAGAAAUUAUUAAAUUGUGAUUAAAAUCGUUUAAUUAAUCAUCUUUCCAUCCGGUUAAUCAAACAGGUUCACCAUUUUCUCUCAAUAUUAUUGCUUACCAGUGUAAUUUUUUUUACUCUUCUGGUCCAGUCAAAGUGAAAUUUUCUCUUUUUCAAUCUAUUGUGUGUCUAUGUGUCCACCUUUUGAUUGUUUCAACUGAAUCAAGGUGACCCGAUUUAUAGAAUAUCAAAUUACUAAGAAGAAAAAUACUGGAAUAAUCAAUAGACUCUGAAUAAUUUUCCAUUUCCAAUAUGUCUGCCACUCUAAGGCCAUACUUAGCUGCGGUUCGUAAAACCUUGGAAGCUGCUAUUUGUUUAACUGAUUUUAAUUCUCAAGUUGUUGAGAGACACAAUAAACCCGAGGUUGAGGUUCGUGGUAAUAAGGAAUUACUUUUGAAUCCAGUGACAAUCAGUCGUAAUGAUAAAGAAAGGGUUCUCAUUGAAUCAUCAAUAAACUCGGUUCGUAUCUCAAUUGCUGUUAAACAAGCAGAUGAUAUUGAAAGGAUUCUUGUUCACAAAUUUACUCGAUUCUUGAUGAUGAGAGCGGAUAAAUUUGUCAUCCUAAGGCGUAAACCUCUUUCUCUAGGUGAUAACCGAAGUUCAACAAUUCUUGAUGAGAAAACCCAUCCCACCCAACAACCACCUACCGGUUAUGAUAUAUCGUUUCUGGUUACCAAUAUUCACACCGAAUAUAUGAAUCGUUUCAAGAUAAUUGAUUUUAUUAUUCACUUUAUGGAAGAGAUUGAUAAGGAGAUCAACGAGAUGAAAUUGGCGAUCAAUGCCAGAGCAAGAAUAACUGCUGAAGAGUUUCUCAAACGAUUUUAGAAAAGAAAAACAUCAAAAAAAAGAGGAAAAUAUUAACCCGUUCCCGUCGUGUUGGUCACAAAAAUCAACAACGCACACAAUUUGUUUUACAGAACAUAAUUAAUGUUUAAAUGUUUUCGAAUGAUAAAUAAUAAUAAAAAAUACAAUGUUACUUUACAAGGGAA